AUGUCGCAAUCUCACGCCAUGUCCGACGACCAGGUCGCCUCGGAGCUGCGCAAGAUGACGGCCUUCAUCCGCCAGGAAGCUCUGGAAAAGGCCCGCGAGAUCCACCUCAAGGCCGACGAGGAAUUCGCCAUCGAGAAGUCGCAGCUUGUGCGCCAGGAGACCCAGUCCAUCGACGCCCAGUACGAAAAGAAGUUCAAGCAGGCCUCCAUGUCCCAACAAAUCACAAAGUCCACCCUGUCCAACAAGACAAGACUGCGCCUGUUGAGCGCUCGCCAGGAACUGCUCGACGAGCUGUUCGACCAGGCCAACAACAAGCUCGCCGACUCCACAAAAGACCAGGACAAGUACCAGGAAAUCCUCAAGAACCUCAUCCUCGAGGGUCUCUACGCCUUGAACGAAUCAAACAUUUCCGUCCGCUGCAGGUCAAAGGAUGACGCCAUUGUCCGCAAGGCUGCCGAUGCUGCUCAGGCAGAGUACAAGGAGAAGAUGAAGGGACGUGAGACCGAAAUCAAGAUUGACGAAAAGGACAAGCUGCCCGAGGAGACAUCUGGUGGUGUCACCAUCGUCAACUCAACCGGCAGAAUUGACAUCAACAACACCUUCGAGGAGCGUCUCCGCCUGCUCCAGUCAGAGGCCCUCCCCAGUGUGCGAGCUACUCUCUUCGGCGAGAACAAGAACAGAAGAUUCAAGGACUAG
Aureobasidium subglaciale EXF-2481 is the source of this 696-nucleotide messenger RNA. RefSeq lists its product as uncharacterized. Gene Ontology annotation, molecular function: proton-transporting ATPase activity, rotational mechanism. The transcript has 3 exons. Bases 1 to 696 code for a protein of 231 amino acids. Gene Ontology annotation, biological process: proton transmembrane transport. Gene Ontology annotation, cellular component: proton-transporting two-sector ATPase complex, catalytic domain. Lineage: Eukaryota; Fungi; Ascomycota; Dothideomycetes; Dothideales; Saccotheciaceae. The record is from RefSeq and is a predicted model, not a curated record.